Molecule: messenger RNA, 2360 nt
Organism: Homo sapiens (human)
Lineage: Eukaryota; Metazoa; Chordata; Mammalia; Primates; Hominidae
Gene: ACADM
Product: acyl-CoA dehydrogenase medium chain
Exons: 13
Coding region: 80-1444 (454 amino acids)
Biological process (GO): fatty acid beta-oxidation using acyl-CoA dehydrogenase; medium-chain fatty acid metabolic process; medium-chain fatty acid catabolic process
Cellular component (GO): mitochondrial matrix; mitochondrion
Molecular function (GO): long-chain fatty acyl-CoA dehydrogenase activity; oxidoreductase activity, acting on the CH-CH group of donors; medium-chain fatty acyl-CoA dehydrogenase activity
Source: RefSeq, marked reviewed
AGAGGAGUCCCGCGUUCGGGGAGUAUGUCAAGGCCGUGACCCGUGUAUUAUUGUCCGAGUGGCCGGAACGGGAGCCAACAUGGCAGCGGGGUUCGGGCGAUGCUGCAGGGUCCUGAGAAGUAUUUCUCGUUUUCAUUGGAGAUCACAGCAUACAAAAGCCAAUCGACAACGUGAACCAGGAUUAGGAUUUAGUUUUGAGUUCACCGAACAGCAGAAAGAAUUUCAAGCUACUGCUCGUAAAUUUGCCAGAGAGGAAAUCAUCCCAGUGGCUGCAGAAUAUGAUAAAACUGGUGAAUAUCCAGUCCCCCUAAUUAGAAGAGCCUGGGAACUUGGUUUAAUGAACACACACAUUCCAGAGAACUGUGACUACAGUGUUUGCCCACUUUUGGAAGCUUGCACUCUAUACCUAGAUGCGUUUUUCCUUCUUCUAACUGGUUCCAACCUUAACUUGCACCUAAACCUUGGAGGUCUUGGACUUGGAACUUUUGAUGCUUGUUUAAUUAGUGAAGAAUUGGCUUAUGGAUGUACAGGGGUUCAGACUGCUAUUGAAGGAAAUUCUUUGGGGCAAAUGCCUAUUAUUAUUGCUGGAAAUGAUCAACAAAAGAAGAAGUAUUUGGGGAGAAUGACUGAGGAGCCAUUGAUGUGUGCUUAUUGUGUAACAGAACCUGGAGCAGGCUCUGAUGUAGCUGGUAUAAAGACCAAAGCAGAAAAGAAAGGAGAUGAGUAUAUUAUUAAUGGUCAGAAGAUGUGGAUAACCAACGGAGGAAAAGCUAAUUGGUAUUUUUUAUUGGCACGUUCUGAUCCAGAUCCUAAAGCUCCUGCUAAUAAAGCCUUUACUGGAUUCAUUGUGGAAGCAGAUACCCCAGGAAUUCAGAUUGGGAGAAAGGAAUUAAACAUGGGCCAGCGAUGUUCAGAUACUAGAGGAAUUGUCUUCGAAGAUGUGAAAGUGCCUAAAGAAAAUGUUUUAAUUGGUGACGGAGCUGGUUUCAAAGUUGCAAUGGGAGCUUUUGAUAAAACCAGACCUGUAGUAGCUGCUGGUGCUGUUGGAUUAGCACAAAGAGCUUUGGAUGAAGCUACCAAGUAUGCCCUGGAAAGGAAAACUUUCGGAAAGCUACUUGUAGAGCACCAAGCAAUAUCAUUUAUGCUGGCUGAAAUGGCAAUGAAAGUUGAACUAGCUAGAAUGAGUUACCAGAGAGCAGCUUGGGAGGUUGAUUCUGGUCGUCGAAAUACCUAUUAUGCUUCUAUUGCAAAGGCAUUUGCUGGAGAUAUUGCAAAUCAGUUAGCUACUGAUGCUGUGCAGAUACUUGGAGGCAAUGGAUUUAAUACAGAAUAUCCUGUAGAAAAACUAAUGAGGGAUGCCAAAAUCUAUCAGAUUUAUGAAGGUACUUCACAAAUUCAAAGACUUAUUGUAGCCCGUGAACACAUUGACAAGUACAAAAAUUAAAAAAAUUACUGUAGAAAUAUUGAAUAACUAGAACACAAGCCACUGUUUCAGCUCCAGAAAAAAGAAAGGGCUUUAACGUUUUUUCCAGUGAAAACAAAUCCUCUUAUAUUAAAUCUAAGCAACUGCUUAUUAUAGUAGUUUAUACUUUUGCUUAACUCUGUUAUGUCUCUUAAGCAGGUUUGGUUUUUAUUAAAAUGAUGUGUUUUCUUUAGUACCACUUUACUUGAAUUACAUUAACCUAGAAAACUACAUAGGUUAUUUUGAUCUCUUAAGAUUAAUGUAGCAGAAAUUUCUUGGAAUUUUAUUUUUGUAAUGACAGAAAAGUGGGCUUAGAAAGUAUUCAAGAUGUUACAAAAUUUACAUUUAGAAAAUAUUGUAGUAUUUGAAUACUGUCAACUUGACAGUAACUUUGUAGACUUAAUGGUAUUAUUAAAGUUCUUUUUAUUGCAGUUUGGAAAGCAUUUGUGAAACUUUCUGUUUGGCACAGAAACAGUCAAAAUUUUGACAUUCAUAUUCUCCUAUUUUACAGCUACAAGAACUUUCUUGAAAAUCUUAUUUAAUUCUGAGCCCAUAUUUCACUUACCUUAUUUAAAAUAAAUCAAUAAAGCUUGCCUUAAAUUAUUUUUAUAUGACUGUUGGUCUCUAGGUAGCCUUUGGUCUAUUGUACACAAUCUCAUUUCAUAUGUUUGCAUUUUGGCAAAGAACUUAAUAAAAUUGUUCAGUGCUUAUUAUCAUAUCUUUCUGUAUUUUUUCCAGGAAAUUUCAUUACUUCGUGUAAUAGUGUAUAUUUCUUGUAUUUACUAUGAUGAAAAAAGGUCGUUUUAAUUUUGAAUUGAAUAAAGUUACCUGUUCAUUUUUUAUUAGAUAUUUUAAAGACUUCAGAAAAUAUAAAUAUGAAAUAAUUUAAGAACCCAAA